AUGGAACGAGCGUAUGAAUAUUUUCUACUUGAUUUACGUAAUGAAUAUCGUUUAACUGAAAUAUUUGAACCGAGUCGAAUAAUGGUUUUCUUUAAAGCUAGUCUUGUUAUAACUACUUAUCAACGAAUCGGUUUGAUACAACUUGGAUCAUUUUAUCGUGAUGAAAAAAAAUAUGAUUCAGCUAUCAAACAGUAUAAAAUCGCUUUAAAAAUACAAGAUAAUCAUGUUAAAAUUUCUGAAUUAAAUUACCAUUUAGGUUAUUGUUAUGACGAACAACAAGAAUAUAAUUUAGCAAUUGAACAUUAUAAGAGAGCAUUAGCAAUUUUUGAAACGACUAGAGACGAUUUAAUGUUAAUUCCGUUAUAUACUAGUAUUGGAAAAUGUUAUAAAAAGAAACAAGACUGUACUACAGCUAUCGAAUAUUUUAAGAAAGCUUUAGAGUUAAUUUCAAAUGAUAAUGAUGAUAUCCAAAUUUGUGAAUUAUAUGAUAAUAUCAGCUCAUGUUAUUAUAUCACUGAACAAUAUCAUCGGGCAUUGGAAUAUUCAACAAAAUCAUUAUUUAUAAAAGAAAAUAAUGUACAUCUUAAUAUUUACGAUUUAAAAGUUAUUGCACAUUUCAAUCAUUUUGUUGGUUUAUGUUAUUCAAAAAUGGAACAAUAUGAUUUAGCCAUUCAUUAUUUUAAUAAAAUGCUUAAAAUGUGGGAGCAGUACCCUUCUUUUCUUGACGUUGGUUUUAAAGUACAUGAAAAUAUAGCAACUAUGUAUAUGAAGAAAAAACAGUACCAUUUAGCUAUCGAACAUUAUAAAAAAGAGUUAGUAGUAUCUAAAGACCAAUAUGAUAAUACUGAUUUACAUGUUAAAAUUGGUGAAUGUUACCAGAGAACGUAUAACUAUGAAUUAGCCGUUCUACAUUAUAAAACAGCUUUAGAAGUACUAAAGAAUACAGAUGAUGAUGAUGAUAAUGAUGAUGAUAUUAUUCAAUAUUUAAUGAUGACUACUGCACAUCUUUACUUCAAAGUUAAUCAGUAUGAUUCAGCUGUAGAAUGGUAUACAAAAGUAUUGAAUAUGACUGAUGAGUCUUCUAUUGAACAUUCAAAAGCUGUAAAUGGAAUUGCUAAAGUAUGGUACGAGAAACGUAAUUAUGAGCAAUCAUGGUCAUUUUGUUCAAAAUCGAUGAAUAACGAUUUUGAAAAAUUUGAAAUUUAUGGUAAAAUUUUUCACUAUUAUGGAGAACAAAUAUUUGCCUACAAUUGUUUCGUGAAAUCAAUACAAAUUUUAUCAUCAUCACCGAUUAUGCCACAUUACCGAAAAAAGUAUAUAAAACGUAUACAGAAAGCUUUAAAUCAACUUAAAUGA
Molecule: messenger RNA, 1356 nt
Organism: Didymodactylos carnosus
Lineage: Eukaryota; Metazoa; Rotifera; Eurotatoria; Philodinida; Philodinidae
Source: the annotation of a GenBank genome assembly